Enterobius vermicularis (human pinworm) is the source of this 1404-nucleotide messenger RNA. Lineage: Eukaryota; Metazoa; Nematoda; Chromadorea; Rhabditida; Oxyuridae. The record is from the annotation of a GenBank genome assembly.
AUGGCUCAAACACACAAAGUUAGUGAUGUGAUGACAGAUGCAGAUUUUGAAAAAGCCUUAGACGAAUUGCGAGAACAAGAUGAAUCUGGGGAAGUCAAUGAAUUGCUCAAAAUGAUGAGUGAAAAUCGAAUGAUCAGUUGGGAAGAGGCAGAACAGAUUCUGGGGGGAACUAAUUAUAAUGAACCAGUAAAGUCAUCACUACCCGCACAGACUAGGCCCACUGAGCCUGACAACGAUACUGAUGUUGACGCCUCAAUAGAACGGUUACAGCGAAACGAUCCCACAUUAAAAGAAAUUAACCUAAACAACAUGAAACGUACUCCGAUACCUCAAGUUAAGAGGUUAAUUGAAGCAAUCAAGGAUAAUACGUAUCUUGAGAAACUGUCACUUGCAAACAUGGGACUCUAUGAUGGGCAUCUAGAGCCUUUGCUGGAAGUGAUUGAAAACAAUCAAACGUUACGUGCUGUGAACUUGGAAACCAAUUAUUUAGGAGGAGAUUUUUUUGGAAAAUUGUUUAAAGCUGCUUUGAAAAAUCAAACGCUUGAAGAAGUUAAAGCAGUCAAUCAGGGAGCGACCUUUUCCACAGUGGCCGAAAAAGAAAUAAUAGAUGCUAUUUAUGAGAACAAAGGGCUUAUUAAAGUUUCAAUAAACCUUCGGUUGCCUGAGGGCAGGCACAAAAUCGAAAAUGCUAUGUUACGUAACGGCGAAAUUAGACGUAUAUUGAGACGACAAGCGGCGCAGAAAGCACAAGAGGAAGCAGCCAAGAAGAAGGAAGAAAGUGAGGUAAAGCCAAAAAAAGAAGCUAAAAAUGCGUCGGAAGCUAAAAGUAAAGGUUCAAAAGAUAGUAGUGAGAAGAAAAUUAAGGCUGGUAAAAGUACCGAGAAGAGUGCCACUGAAAAACCUUCAACAGCAAAGACAGAGAAGGCUAGUGCAGGAGGUGCUUCAGUAAAAGCGCCAUCAGCGAAAGCAGAUAAAACUAGCGCCAAGAGUUCUUCCGAGAAAACACCAUCAGCGAAAGCUGAAAAGACUGGCGUCAAGGUUGAUUCUGGGAAGACUCCAUCAGCGAAAACAGAAAAAACCAGCGUAAAAAGUGCUUCUGCGAAAGUGCAGUCAGCGAAAGCUGAAAAAACUAGCGAGAAAAUAGCCGGUGACAAAGCUUCAUCAGCGAAGGCUGAAGAAAAACCUAUAAGUAAAGCUAAAAAGACAUUAUCAGAAAAGGAUUCUGUCGUGCAGGAUGGAAAAGAUUCUACAGGGAAGGAAGGCAAAUCGGAUUCGGGAGAAAAAGCUGCAAUAACAGCCAAGCAAGUGGAAUCCACGAGCGAAAGCUCCUCGAAACCGUCAGAUAGCAAACCAGUAGCUUCAACCACUAAGUCGAAGACAACCGGUGCUAAAAAGGUUGUUUAG